AUGUUCCGUCAACUUGCUAUCGUCGCCGUCUUGGCCGCCGUUGCUUUCUGCUACCCCAUCGAAAGCUACAACGACAUUCCAGAGGAAUUCAAAUCUCUCAUCCCAGAGGAAGUUUCCACCCACCUCAAGAGCAUCACCCCAGAAGAGAGAGAUAUCCUUAAGGAGCUUGCCAAGAGACACGGAGAAUUCAAGAACGAAAACGAAUUCCUUGCUGCCCUUAAGGAAAAGUCCCCUGAACUCCACGCUAAGGCCGAGAAGCUCCAAGCCAUCGUUGCCGAGAAGGUUCAGAAGCUCGGAGCUGAAGGACAAGAAUUCGUCAACAAGGUCAUCGCCACUGCCCGCAAGUACCACACCGAAUACCUCGCCGGAAAGAAGCCAACCAUCGCUGAUCUCAAGAAGGUCGCCAAGGAGAGAAUCGAAGAAUUCAACAAGCUUUCUGAUGCCUCCAAGGAAGAAUUCAAGACCCACUUCCCAAUCCUCACCGGUUUCUUCACCAACCCCAAGGUUAAGGCUCUUGCUGAGAAGUACAUGAACGCCGAGAACUGA
Molecule: messenger RNA, 546 nt
Organism: Auanema sp. JU1783
Lineage: Eukaryota; Metazoa; Nematoda; Chromadorea; Rhabditida; Rhabditidae
Source: the annotation of a GenBank genome assembly